This is a messenger RNA of Pseudovirgaria hyperparasitica, 2088 nucleotides long. RefSeq names its product kinase-like protein. Gene Ontology annotation, biological process: protein phosphorylation. NCBI's taxonomy places the organism in Eukaryota, Fungi, Ascomycota, Dothideomycetes, Acrospermales, Acrospermaceae. The record is from RefSeq and is a predicted model, not a curated record. The transcript is spliced from 2 exons. Bases 265 to 1674 code for a protein of 469 amino acids. Gene Ontology annotation, molecular function: ATP binding; protein kinase activity.
AACCGCCAUUGCUGUUUUGGGUUGUGCUGCUUUCGAGACUGAGCUGAUAUCUUGAUAUCUAAGGUGCUGUCGCCCAAGGUUUUCAUUCAGAUCUCCAAAACUGUACGCCUGUUCCCGUUUUUGCAGCUUAUUCCACGUCUGGAUAAUCUGCUCUUCAACACCCGCGGACUCGGGCGAUUCCAGCUUCUAUCCCUGAUCUGAUCAAACCAAGUAUGCAACACCAGAAACUCGCAUUGGAUUGAUCUAGAACUGCGAAGGGUGAAAAUGGACAGUGACUCAAAGGCAAGGAGAGAACGCAUUGUGAAAGAUGCUGAAACCAAUGAGAUUACCGAUGACCAGAUCCAUGACGACACUCGGACAGACCGCGAGACACCCAGCGUGGAUGAUCAGAAACCAGUCGAUUUCGAUCCAGAAUCCGAACUUUUGCUGGAUAUGAAUCCUAGCCGUUUAGAAGCGAUCUAUGACUACAAUGAAGGAGGUCACUGCCCUAUUGAACUCGGCAACACGCUGUAUGGUGAUCGAUACCGUGUGAUUCAUAAGUUGGGCAACGGAGGUUUUGGCAAUGUUUGGCUUUGUCGAGACUUACGACACGAGACCCCCCACUACGUAGCCGUCAAAGUCCUAAUGGCUGAACUUACUGACGACUGUGGGGAAUUAAAGGCCAUGGAACUACUCAAACGCAUCCCGGAGGAGGAAUUGGCGAAUAACCAUAUCUGCAUUGCGAUCGACUUCUUCGAGCAGAGGAGCCCUAACGGAAAUCACUUCUGCUUUGUGUAUCCUCUCCUAGGACCACCUGUCCCGCUUGCUCUGGAAGAUACGAGAAAUACAGCACAGUCUAUCGUCGACUUGAAACGGGUUGUCUUAGAGAUAUCACAGGCACUGGCCUGCCUUCACCGCAACGGGAUCUGUCAUGGUGACUUGACAGCCAAAAAUAUCUUGUUUCAGCUAGAAGGAAUUGACGGUCUUUCGGAAGCCGAAGUAUUCCAAGCUCUAGGCGAGCCGCAACGCAAUCCAGUAAUUACGGCCACUGAAGAGAAGCACAACAGAGACACUGCUCCCCAAUAUCUGGUUUACCCGAUUGACUUUGGAAAAGUCGAUAAACGCUAUAUAGGAGAGCACAUCCGACUAAUUGACUUUGGGGAAGCAUUCGAUAUCCUUUCACUGCCGCCUGAUAUCGGAUUACCACCAAUGUACUGCCCUCCAGAGCUAGUCCUCGAUAAACGUGUUAGUGUCGGGUGCGAUCUCUGGGCUCUAGGAGUCACUCUCUUCGAAAUGCGUGCUGGGGUGCGCCCAAUCAACAUUCUCGAUUCCGGGGAAAUCGACGAAUAUCUAUACCACCUGGUACUAAUGCUCGGCAAGCUACCAGAACCAUGGUGGUCAACGACUUGGAAGGCGCGACGAGAGUGCUUUACGGAUGAAAUGGAUUCAGACAAUAGGCCAGAGCAGACUGGUGACCCUGAGAGUAGAACGAACGAGUCUUCGUCGAUCGGAUCUAGAUUGAAGGGUCACUUGUUCUGGGAUUGGGACACUCUCUCAAUGGACUUCAGUAAACAUAUAACGCCCCCGGAGGAGCUUGAGGGCUUUGUGGACCUGCUAGAAAAGCUCCUUCGGUAUGAUCCUGCGGAACGGUUGACUGCGCGGGAGGUAUCUCGGCAUCCUUGGGUUACGGAAUGAUUGACUACGUGUGGCAUAGUUAUCUUGACCACUAUGAGUUGAUAGUCAUGUUGGUGAUCGUUUAUUGUGUGCGUCAGUUCAGUUGCUUUAUCCACCAUAAGCAUUAGAGACUUUCAUAUGUUACUUUGCCUUUCCAAACUGAAUGGCCAAAACGAUGUGGGGAUCUUUUCUCACAUGGUAGUGUACUGAAUAUUUGUGUGUUCCUUGGCCCUACUCCCGUGACCUAAGAAGGACCCGGCAGAACUAGAGGGUAGAGAUAAUGGUAGGAGAGGAUAAGGAAAAGGAGAGAAGAAGAGGCAGAGAGUGAAUGUAGAUGUGAAGUAGAACUCAUGUAUCAUGGUUCGAGUCGUUCAAACUACUAGAAGCUACCAGGGCACCUUGUCUAGAAGUCAAGUCUAUGUAGACAUAGUAUCC